AUGGCCACUCUAAGUUUUGAUAACACUCACAAGCGUGCAGUUGGUGAUGUGACAUUUACAUCUCAGAAGAGAGUAUGUCUUGCUCCAGCUUGGGCAAGAACAAACUCAUUUGCUGCACGUUCCGUCUCCUCUUCAUCUUCUUCAGAUGAUGACUCUGAAGAUGAAGUUGGAUACUUGAACAAGCAGAAGAGAGCAAGAAAAAGAGCAUCCUCGAUGAGAAGGGUGUCUAGUGGCUUUAACGAUUCCUUGUUGAACACUGCUGUUUCACAAUACAGCGAUGUCGAUGAAGAUGACCUUAAUGUCAACAAAGUUCAGGAGAUUGGGAAGGAAGAGGAGAAGAUUCCAUCGAUUCCAACUGAGAAGGAGAACUUUAGAACUCAUCGUGAAUCGUUGGCUGGUUUAUCUUCUGACUCAAAGAAUAAGAUUAGAAGAACAGUUGAUUGUGACAAAGUUGCAAGAAACCGUUGCUUCGACUAUUUGGUUUCUGCCAUUGAUGAGGUUUGGGCUCGUUACUGUGACGCUACAUCAUAUGCUGAGGAUGAAGUGUACAAUACAGACGUCUCGUACCAACCUGCUACCCCAGCUUCUAUCGACACAUCCGAGGAUGAAGACGAUGACGAAGACGAAGGUUACAAGUCCGCCUCAACAAACAUCACCGAAUACGAAUCCGACGUUGACGGAAAGAGAGUUUCCGGUCAACCAGGUAGCUUGAGACUUCAACAACUUAAAGAUCGUCUGUUGAAAGCUAAGUACUACCUCCAAGACUUCCUUGAGUCUAACGACUUAGAUGAGGCAACUGCCUUCUGGAAACGUUGGGAUUUGAUAAAGUAUGCAACAAUUGAAUUGGUUGAAGAUGACGAUGACGAUGAAGUUAUCGAAUCAACAACCGAAGACCUUGAAAAGGGUCGCUUGAUUGGUUCAUACUAA
Williopsis jadinii is the source of this 927-nucleotide messenger RNA. RefSeq lists its product as uncharacterized. The coding region runs from base 1 to 927 and encodes 308 amino acids. The transcript has a single exon. The record is from RefSeq and is a predicted model, not a curated record. NCBI's taxonomy places the organism in Eukaryota, Fungi, Ascomycota, Saccharomycetes, Phaffomycetales, Wickerhamomycetaceae.